CCGACGCGCCCGCGGAAGCAGACCAGGCAGAUCGGGAGCGGCGCCGAGAAAAAUAUCUUUACUAGAUGACAUUUCAUCGCAAUGUCCGAUCGUCUGGGGCAAAUAACCAAGGGCAAGGAUGGGAAAAGCAAGCACUGGACUCUCAGCCUGUUUGACAAGUAUAAAGGAAGACCAGUAGACGCCACCAGGUCCUCAGUUAUUCCUAGACACGGCUUACAGAGUCUCGGGAAAGUGGCCACAGCCCGGCGCAUGCCGCCGCCUGCAAACCUGCCAAGCCUGAAGUCUGAAAACAAAGGAAACGACCCCAGCAUUGUGAUAGUGCCCAAGGACGGCACGGGAUGGGCAAACAAGCAGGAGCAGCCCGACCCAAAGAGUUCCAGUGCGACGGCCUCUCAGCCGCCGGAGUCGCUGCCGCAGCCGGGUUUGCAGAAGUCUGUCUCCAAUUUGCAGAAGCCGACACAGCCGAGCAGUCAGGAGAAUACAAAUUCAGUGCCAGGUGGACCAAAGUCAUGGGCACAGCUGAAUGGAAAGCCAGCAGGACACGAAGGUGGUUUAAGGGGCUCAAGCCGACUGUUAUCCUUCUCUCCCAAGGAAUUUCCGACGCUGAAAGCAGCUGGAGGGCCGGACAAGGCUGGCAAAGAAAAGGGCGUCUUAGAUCUGUCGUAUGGGCCAGGACCAAGCCUCCGCCCUCAGAAUGUGACAAGCUGGAGGGAGGGCGGUGGUCGAAGCACAGCUUCUGCGGCGUCUCUGAGCACCUCCCCAGCUGAGCCGGGCAGCAGGAACGCCAGUGCUGGGGAUGGAGCCCCCUCCUCGGCAUGUACCAGCGAUUCUAAAGACCCCUCUCUCCGCCUGGCUCCUCCUGUCCGCAAAGGGACAUCGCAGUUCCUGGGAAACGUGUACCACCCUCCCACGUACCAUGACAUGCUCCCUGCUUUUAUGUGUUCGCCACAGUCAUCAGAGAAUCAGGGUCCAGUGGACCGAGGCUCCUUCCCUCUUCCUCAGCUUCGCCUGGAACCCCGUGCUCCUUUUAGACAGUUCCAGAUCAAUGGCCAAGAUGGGAAAGAGAGCAGGCUGGGGCUGACCCGCCCCAUCCGCCCACUGAGGCAGCUGGUGGAGCGGGCACCACGGCCCACCAUCAUCAAUGCCGAAAACCUGAAGGGCCUGGAUGACCUGGACACCGAUGCUGACGACGGCUGGGCAGGCCUCCACGAAGAAGUAGACUAUUCAGAGAAAUUGAAGUUCAGCGAUGAUGAAGAGGAGGAAGAGGUUGGGAAGGAUGGCCGGCCAAAGUGGAACAGCUGGGACCCGAGAACGCAGCGACAGUUGAGCUCUGCAGACAGUGCUGAUGCCAAGUGCACUCAAGAGGAAGGGAAGGACUGGGGCGAAGCUGUGGGUAUGUCCCGUGUUGCCCGAAAGGUGCCGGAGCCUCAGCCACCUUCCAGAAAGCUUCAUGGCUGGGCAUCAGGCCCAGACUACCAGAAAUCCUCAGUGGGCAGUGUGUUCCGGCAACAGUCUAUCGAGGACAAGGAGGAUAAGCCACCCCUGAGGCAGAAGUUCAUUCAGUCAGAGAUGUCCGAGGCCGUGGAGCGGGCACGAAAGCGCAGGGAAGAGGAGGAGCGCCGAGCCCGGGAGGAGAGGCUGGCAGCCUGCGCUGCCAAGCUCAAACAGCUAGACCAGAAGUGCAAGCAGGCCCAGAAGGCCAGCGAGGCCCAGAAGGCCAGCGAGGCCCAGAAGCAGGUGGAGAAGGAGGUACCUCGGUCCCCAGGCACCGAGAAGGCCCCCCCACAAGAAAAUGGCCCUGCUGUCUGCAAAGGCUCCCCAGAAUUCCCUGCCCAGGAAGCCCCCUCCACUUUCUCAGAGGAGGCACGCACAGCUUCCCCAGCUGUGGGUCAGAGCAGCAGCAGUGAGGAGGAGGCCAGGGAGUCUGCGUCCCCUGCACAGGAAUUCAGCAAGUAUCAGAAGUCCCUUCCUCCACGGUUCCAGCGCCAGCAGCAGCAGCAGCAGCAGCAGCAGGUCUCUCUUCUGCGUCAGGAGCAGCUGUACAAGAUGCAACACUGGCAGCCGGUGUAUCCCCCGCCUUCCCACCCACAGCGAACCUUUUACCCGCACCACCCCCAGAUGCUGGGCUUCGACCCCAGGUGGAUGAUGAUGCCUUCCUACAUGGACCCUCGGAUCACACCCACCCGGACCCCUGUGGACUUCUACCCCUCAGCCCUGCACCCUUCAGGACUGAUGAAGCCCAUGAUGCCCCAAGAGUCCCUCAGUGGGACUGGAUGUCGUUCUGAAGAUCAGAGCUGUGUGCCCCCACUCCAAGAAAGAAAAGUGACAGCCAUCGAUCCAGCUCCCGUCUGGAGCCCAGAGGGCUACCUGGCGCUGCAGAGCAAGGGCUACUCAUUGCCCCACCCAAAGUCAAGCGACACUUUGCCUGUGGAUGUGCAUGUCAGGAAUGAAAGCUCUUACUCUGCCUCCCCUGGAAGGUCAGGGGGCGUAAGUGCCCAGCGCCAUCUCUUUGAGGAGAGAGGGGAGGAGUACUUGAGUGCUUUUGACAAGAAGGCCCAAGCAGACUUUGACAGCUGUAUCUCUUCUCAAAGAAUAGGCCAGGAGCUUUUAUUUCCACCCCAAGAAAAUGUUCAGGAGGCGGGCGCUCCUGGGGGCCACGCCCAAAACCUCAGGCGUCCCCCGCUGGAGCCUGACUUUGUCCCAGUUGAGAAAAAGCCAGAGUUUUGCAGCUGGGACAUUGGCCACCAGCCAAAGGCCCCUGACACAGCCAAGGGUGUUGAGCAGGAGGCGCCCCGGGAGGAGCCGUCCUUCCAUGCUGCCUCCUGGGAGAAGGAAGGGAGUCCUGACAAACAGCCAGACCCAGAGCCUGAAUGGACACCUGAGCCCCGGAGUUCCAGUGGCCAGCACCAGGAGCAGCCAGGCAGGACCCGGAGGUCAGGGCCCAUCAAAAAACCGGUCCUCAAAGCCCUGAAAGUGGAGGAGAAGGAGAAGGAGCUAGAGAAGGUUAAGCGGGGGCUCGGAGAAGAGAGUGCACGGCUGGCCACAGAGAAGCCUGAGCAGGAUGAGGACGAAGAGAACGACCCUGCCCUGGCCAACGCCUCCCCCUCCACUUUGGAGGACAAGGCCUCCACCCGGGCUGGGUCCAACCACGAGGCCAGCAAAUGGGAUGCGGAUGAGGAUGAGAAGGCUGACAAGGCCUGGGAGCCCAGACCAUCCCGAGAGAACAGCGACAUUCCCCCCACCAAGAGAAACAACUGGAUCUUCAUCGAUGAGGAGCAGGCCUUUGGGGGCCGGGGGCAGGCCCGCAGCCGGGGCCGAGGUUUCAGAGAAUUCACUUUCCGAGGUCGGCCAGCCGGGGGAAAUGGAAGCAGCCUGUGUGGCGGGGGCGUCCUGGGGGCCCGCGGCAUCUACAGCAGCAGCCAGCGGAGUGGCCGCGGUCGGGGCCUGCGGGAGUUCCCCCAGCCAGAGGACAGCCCCAGAGCCAAGCCGCGGCGGCGCAUCGCCAGCGAGACCCAUAGCGAGGGCUCCGAGUAUGAGGAGCUGCCCAAGCGGCGCCGGCAGAGGGGCUCGGAGAGCGGGACGGAGGGCUCGCUCCUGGGGCGGGAGGAGGGCGCCCUGCAGACGGACUCCUGGCGCUCUAGCAAGGUGUACCCGGAGGACCAGAGCGGCCCGGAGGCCAAGGGUCGGGGCCCUCGGGCCUGUGGCCGUGCUCUCCCGCCCAGGCUGAGCAACGGCGGCUAUGGGCGCAGGGCCUUCGCCCCCAAGGAGCCCGUCCCCUGGCAGAGCAGGAGCCCGGGCGGCUCCUGGCAGGAGUACGGUCCUGCCGACACGGGUGGGACCCGGCGUGCCACGGACAGAGACUACGUCCCUGACUCCUACCGACAUGCGGACUCGUUUGGCAGCAGGGCCUUUGAGGACAGCCGCUUGGAGGACAAGAGGUCCUUCUUCCAAGACGACCAUGUUACAGAUUCUGAGAAUGCAGAGAACCGGCAGUUCCGGAGGAGGCGCCCCCCACGCCAAGACAAGCCCCCGCGCUUCCGGCGGCUGCGGCAGGAGCGGGAGUCCUUGGUCCUGUGGGGACCAGAAGAGGAGGCCCCCCUGCUGGCGGGCCAGUGGCCAGGCCGGCCCAAACUCUGCCCUGGGGACAAGGUUGGCGCAGGGGGCCGCAGGUCCCCAGACCCAUCCUGCCACAACUCUUCUGACCAUGCCAACGAGGAGUGGGAAACGGCCUCUGAGAGCAGCGACUUCAGCGAGCGCAGGGAGAGGCGCGGGGGCCCAGGGGAGCCCGACCCACAGGGGGACGGUGGCCUGUCUGGGGCCGGUCUGGGUGAGAAGAAGGAACUGGCCAAGAGGAGCUUCUCCAGCCAGAGGCCCCUGGCUGACAGACAGAGCCGCAAGCUGGAGCCGGGAGGGUUUGGGGAGAAGCCCGUUAGGCCAGGUGGUGGUGAGACGUCCCCCCGCUAUGACAGCCAGCAGAGCGGGACACCCUUGAAAGCCAAAAGGUCCCCGGAUGAGGCCCUGCCUGGAGGCCUUGGCUGCAGCAGUGGGAAUGGCCACUCGCCUUACACCCUAGAGCGGGCCACACACACCAACGCUGAUAGUCCAGAAGCCACCAGUAAGAAGGCAGAGAAGGAGUCCGUGCUGGCCGUUCAGAGGGCUAGUGAGCAGGAGGAGGCCCGGAAGCAGUUUGACCUGAGCUAUGGAAGUGCCAUCAUUGAAAACUGUGCGUCUGGCCCUGGGGAGGAGAGUGAGAUGGGCUCCAUGGUGGGCGAAGGCUUCAUUGAAGUGCUGACCAAGAAGCAGCGCCGGCUCCUGGAGGAGGAGAGGAGAAAGAAAGAGCAGGCUGCGCAGGUGCCUGUGAAAGGUCGAGGCCUUUCCUCUCGUAUCCCCCCUCGAUUUGCUAAAAAACAGAACAACUUGUGCCUGGAACAGGGCGAUGUGGCCGUGCCUGGCAGCAGCCUGGGCACUGAGAUCUGGGAGACCAGCAGCCAAGCCCUCCCUGUGCAGGCCGCAGCCAGUGACUCCUGGAGGAAAGCCAUCUCUGCCUUCAGCAGCACUGAGCCCAGCUCCACCGAGGGUUUUAAGAGCAGCCAGGGAGACAGCGGUGUUGACUUGAGUGCAGAGUCUCGGGAGUCGUCUGCCACCUCCUCGCAACGCAGCUCCCCAUAUGGUACUCUGAAGCCAGAGGACAUGAGCAGUCCUGGCCUGGCAGAAUCCAAGGCUGACAGCCACGAGGAGCAGGCUCAGAAGCAAUCUGAGCAAAAGGACUCAGAACAAGGCUCAGGACAGAGCAAGGAGCACAGACCAGGACCCAUCGGCAAUGAACGUUCUCUGAAAAACAGAAAGGGCUCAGAGGGGACUGAGCGGCUGCAAGGGACAGUCGUCCCACCUGUUAAUGGGGUAGAGAUUCACGUGGACUCCGUGCUGCCUGUGCCACCCAUUGAAUUUGGAGUCAGUCCAAAAGACUCUGAUUUCAGCUUGCCACCUGGUUCUGCCUCUAGUCCUGCAGGGAAUGCAGUGGUCAAACUUCAGGAUGCCUUGGCUAGCAAUGCAGGGUUGACACAGAGCAUUCCCAUCCUCCGGCGAGAUCAUCAUAUCCAGAGGGCCAUUGGCCUCUCCCCAAUGUCCUUCCCCACUGCUGAUCUCACACUAAAGAUGGAGUCUGCACGGAAGGCUUGGGAAAACUCCCCCAGUUUGCCAGAGCAGAGCUCUCCAGGGGGUGCUAGCUCGGGCAUCCAGCCUCCGUCCUCGGUGGGCGCCUCCAGCGGGGUCAACUACAGCUCCUUUGGUGGAGUAUCCAUGCCACCCAUGCCUGUGGCCUCUGUAGCCCCUUCUGCUUCGAUGCCAGGCAACCACCUCCCGCCUCUGUACUUGGACGGUCAUGUGUUUGCAAGUCAGCCCCGGCUGGUUCCUCAAACCAUACCUCAGCAGCAGAGUUACCAGCAGGCUGCCGCUGCCCAGCAAAUCCCCAUCUCUCUGCACACGUCUCUGCAGGCUCAGGCUCAGCUUGGACUGCGGGGCGGGCUUCCCGUCUCCCAGUCUCAGGAGAUCUUCAGUUCUUUGCAGCCCUUCAGGUCUCAGGUGUACAUGCACCCCAGCCUGUCACCACCCAGCACCAUGAUCCUCUCUGGGGGCACGGCCUUGAAGGCUCCAUACUCAGCAUUCCCAGGCAUGCAGCCUUUAGAGAUGGUGAAGCCCCAGUCCGGCUCACCCUACCAGCCCCUGAAUGGAAACCAGGCCCUGGUCUACGAGGGCCAGCUUGGCCAGGCUGCUGGACUGGGCGCCUCCCAGAUGUUGGACUCCCAGCUGCCACAGCUGACCAUGCCACUGCCUCGGUAUGGCUCCGGGCAGCAACCACUCAUCCUGCCACAGUCCAUCCAGCUGCCACCAGGGCAGAGCCUCUCUGUCGGGGCCCCCCGAAGGAUUCCUCCACCUGGGUCCCAGCCACCAGUCUUGAACACCAGCAGAGAGUCCUCUCAGAUGGAGCUGAAAGGCUUCCACUUUGCCGACAGUAAACAGAAUGUUCCCACAGGAGGCUCCGUAUCGUCACCACAGACCUACAGGCCUAGCUCUGCUAGCCCCAGUGGGAAGCCCUCUGGAUCAGCAGUUAACAUGGGCUCUGUGCAGGGACACUACGUUCAACAGGCAAAACGAGUGGAUGAGAAGCCCAGCCUGGGAGCCGUGAAGCUGCAGGAGGCCCCCUCAGCCGCCCCCCAGAUGAAGAGAACCGGAGCAAUCAAGCCUCGGGCAGUCAAAGUGGAGGAGAGUAAAGCCUGAAGGUGCCUGGCCACAGCCUCACCUCACCCUGACGGGGACAGUGCCACCAUCCAGCCUGGGCCACCACCACUCGGAACCUCACCGGACCCACCGUCCGAGCACCUGGCCCAGACUGAGAGCUCUGCUCCUGCCCACUCCUCCCACUCCUCCCACUCCUGGAAGCUCAUGCAG
Messenger RNA from Marmota flaviventris (yellow-bellied marmot), 6948 nucleotides. Lineage: Eukaryota; Metazoa; Chordata; Mammalia; Rodentia; Sciuridae. The record is from RefSeq and is a predicted model, not a curated record.